AUGAAGCUCCCCAAUCCCUUCAGCUUCCGGCCGGGGCCCGUCACCUUCUGGACGACGGUCAUCUAUCUCGCCCUCGUUAUCCCGCUGAUCUACGUCCACGAAACCGUGCCGCCUGUGCCAUCGAGCCACUCUCUCAAGCAGGGACUGGAUUUGGACGAGGCAUGGCUUGAUCUGCAGCUCAUGACGAGACAGUACCACCCGUACAACAGUCGAGCAAACAACGAAGUUCGCGAAUUCCUCAUCAAGCGCUCUCACGAAAUCUUAGAACGCAAUGGCGUUCCCUACACAACCGAGAGGACUGGAGGUGUCAUUUGGGAUGCCAGGUCUGUCCAUCUCAAUGCAUCUACUGUUGCCGAAACCAAUGACGAGCCGAGAGCCAAGCGGGCGCCGGGUGCCACCAUCUUCGAUGACCGCAUCUCAAACGUAACCUGGACCGUCGAUUCGCUGCUGCAAAGCGCCAAGAAGGGCCCCAAGACGUGGCAGGGCUAUUACUUUGAGGGCGACAACUUCUACAUCUAUAUUCACGGCGAGGAAGAUCCUGAAGGCGACUGGUGGACGUCACAGGCUGGAGCAGCCCGCUACAGCAAAUCUGGAGGUGUCCUCGUCAACUGCCACUUCGACUCCGUCUCGACUGGGUACGGCGCCACCGACGAUGGCAUGGCCUGCGUGAGCAUGCUCCAGCUCUUGAGCUACUUCACCACCGAGGGACAACAGCCGAAACACGGCAUCGUGCUGCUUUUUAACAAUGCCGAGGAAGAUGGUCUCCUCGGCGCCCGUGCUUUCGGCUAUAGCCCGCUGCUCAAGUUCUGCCACACCUUUGUCAACCUGGAGGGAGCUGGUGCUGGCGGUCGUGCCAUGCUUUUCCGAACCACCGAUCUCGAGGCUGCCAAAGCCUACGCCAAGAGCCCUCACCCCUUUGGAUCCGUCGUCGCGGCAAACGCAUUUGAGCGAGGGGUCAUCAGCAGCGGAACCGACUUUGAGGUGUUUGCUCCAGACUUUGGACAGCGCGGCGUGGAUAUUGCCUUCUACCAGCCCCGAGCACGCUACCAUACCGAGGACGACGAUGCGCGUCACACUUCGGUCCGCAGCAUCUGGCACAUGCUGUCUGCCGCUCUGGCCACUGCAGAGAGAUUCUCAGAGGUUACCGGAACGGUCUUCAGCGGCGAUCGGCGAGACGGUGACAAAAGCCUGGUCCAGAACGGCAAGCCGACUGAGGGUGUCUACUUUGACUGGUAUGGCAGCGGCUGGUCGGCGUUUCCGCUUCGAGGGCUCUUUGCGUGGUCCCUCACUCUGCUCCUGGUUACGCCUCUGGUGUUGAUCGUUGUCACCUACUUGCUCAUCCGUCAGGACAAGUACUACUUCUUUGCCAAGGACGUCGAGCUGGAGAACUCUGAGAUCCACGACGACCCGAUCGCUCUCGGUGGUUGGCGUGGCUUCUUCCGAUAUCCUCUGGCCCUCAUCUUUGCCGUGGGGUUGACACUGGGCUCAGUUUUGCUCGUCGCCAAGGUCAAUCCGCUCAUUAUCUACAGCAGCGGAUAUGCAGUCUGGGCCAUGACUGUGUCGUUGUUCUACAUAUCCUUCUUCAUGAUCAUGAGAGGGGCCAAUUUUGUCAGGCCUUCCGCUCUCCACCGCGGAUUUGCCCUCAUCUGGCUGUUCAUUCUCUCGUGGAUCGUUCAAGUAUUCGCUGCGGUUGCCGAAGACCGCAUGCACAUUGGCAGUCUCUAUUUCACAGCCUUUUUCCACACAGCCGUCUUUGUAUCGCUCUUCAUCUCGCUGGUCGAGCUAUUCGCUCUGCCCGGAAAGGAAGAUUUCGCCAACCAGUUCCAAGACGACGCAGCGCCGGUGCAUAUCCGAGUCACCAGCUCUGAUAACACGAUCACCGGCAACGAAGACGACCAAGAUGACGCUACAGAAACGACGCCGUUGAGGGCUGAAGGGAAUGGCUACGGAUCGAGCGACCAACCGACGUUUGCCAGCACCUAUCGGCGGUCGGCUCAUUUGGACGAGCCUGCUCCCUCGGAUCUGAUCAGCUUCCCUCCGUACGAGCACGAACAAGCGUGGUCUGGGCGGCUGCCGACCUGGACCUGGAUUGUUCAGUUCCUCCUGCUUGCCCCUAUCCACAUCAUCCUCGUGGGCAAUCUAGGGUUGGUGCAGACGUCCGCCAUGGCCAUGAACGGUGCCGACGGCGGCAGCCUCUUGUCUCCCAUUAUGGGCGUUGGGAUAAUGACGAUUUUGCUUUUGCUCCCCUUGACGCCUUUUAUGCACCGCAUCACGCGCCACGUGCCGCAGUUCCUCUUCGUCGUCUUCGUCGCCACGUUCAUCUGGAAUCUUGCUGCUUUCCCCUUCUCCAACAGCGCUCGGUACAAGCUGUACUUCCAGGAGGUCAUUGACGUGGAUGCAGGCACAAACGUGGCUACGCUAACUGGUCGCUCGGAGUAUCUCCACAAAGUCCUCGACUCUAUCCCAUCCGUUACCGGCCAGGAACUGGCUUGCAGGGCCGCCACGCGCACAGGCCUCACUACCUGCGAAUACGAUGCGUCAUCUCUCCCGCCGUAUCUUGCCAACGGCACAGAUCCGAAGGACUUGAUCACUGUGUCGAGCUCGAAGUCAUCCGACGGCAAGACGGCGAAUCUCAAGGUGGACGCUUUGGACACCAAGAUGUGCAUUCUGAACCUUACCCAGCCGGUGUUUGGAUUUACGAUUAACGGCGGCGCUCCCCCGGACACCCGAUUUGGUACGAUUCCGCGUGGGGGACUGCGGACGAUUACCCUCUUCAGGCGAGAAUUCGAGGGGCCGUGGGACCUUGACCUUCAGCUGACGGAGGAGGACCACGUGUUGGAUGCGGACGCGCUGGAGGUGAUAGUGAAGUGUGCGUACAGCGACAUGAAUGACGACAAGACGAUACCGGUGCUGCGCGAGCUGUAUCAAUACAUGCCAAAGUGGGCUGUCAUCAGCAAGACGGCAGUUGCCCUUGUGGAAGUCAGGAAGAAGUUUCCUAUAUCAUGA
Trichoderma citrinoviride is the source of this 3006-nucleotide messenger RNA. RefSeq lists its product as hypothetical. The record is from RefSeq and is a predicted model, not a curated record. Gene Ontology annotation, molecular function: metalloexopeptidase activity. The transcript has 4 exons. Bases 1 to 3006 code for a protein of 1001 amino acids. Gene Ontology annotation, biological process: proteolysis. NCBI's taxonomy places the organism in Eukaryota, Fungi, Ascomycota, Sordariomycetes, Hypocreales, Hypocreaceae.